Lasiosphaeria miniovina is the source of this 1506-nucleotide messenger RNA. RefSeq lists its product as uncharacterized. Bases 1 to 1506 code for a protein of 501 amino acids. The transcript is spliced from 7 exons. The record is from RefSeq and is a predicted model, not a curated record. Lineage: Eukaryota; Fungi; Ascomycota; Sordariomycetes; Sordariales; Lasiosphaeriaceae.
AUGGAUGCCACUGCUGACGGGGUGAAGAGUGCAUUGCCACUCAUCGAGGACGUGGGCUUACCAUACCCAUCCGGCCCGCUGCUCGCCUCUUUUGUCACUGAGGCUAAGAAUCCUGCUGCAGCUGCCCGCUACGUCGCAGCCCAGUUAGCGCAUGGCGAGGGCUCCUCGCUGGUGUCUAACUGGUCCCAUAUCAUUGAUUCGAACGCCGUUGCACAGCAGGACAUCGUCAGACGAGACGGGAACAGGUGCUGCAUUACGGGGAAGCCUGGCACUUUUCGUGACCCUCUUGUCGUCGCUCCCAUUCUCCCUGUUCCGUCUGGCUGGGUUACAGAUAAGGACGGAAUAAAUGACAUGCUCGGUGCCUUCUUCGGGCCGCCAUACCGGGAUUGGUGCUUGUCCUACGCGUUUGCACACGGCCUUGUCAGAUUAGACCGACUGCAACAUUCGAUGGUCGAGUACAAAAUCAGACAUGUUCUCAUCAAACCGGAGGCACCGAUCGAGCUUGAUAGCUCGUUCUCACUACUGGGCGAUCACUCCCGACAAGGUAUCGAGAAAGUUGAUGCGCGCUUCAUAGGUUCCCAUGCCAGAUUGUCCGGGGCCAUCCAGUUCCUCGAUAUUUCAAGAACACUUUCACAUGCACCGAUGUCGCCGAUUGCCACUAGAACGCAGCAUCUGAGCACCGUACUACUGAAACCGUUCACUGCUCUUUGCCGCCUCUUCUCCCGCGUUCUUCUGGCGGGCUGGCGGGCUGUCCCCAGCAGCGUCCGACAUUUUUACGGGCAGGAGCCGCUGGCAGCGGCCUACCGUGCAGAGUCUGACGAACUUCGCAACGAAUUCAACGCGCUACGAACGGUUCGCCAGCACACCUCGAUCCCGACUCCAUCAGCAUUAGAUGUGGCGGUUGCGCCGAGAGACCAAAGCGGCAGUUCAUCUUCUGCAGCUUAUCUCCUGAGCACAAUAGUCCCUGGAUUACCCCUGUCUCGUUGCCUGCAUGUGCUGUCGGACAACGAUUGCGACCAGAUAACAGCUCAGUUGCGAGAGUACCUGGCCCAACUCAGAAACAUGCCCAUUCCGUCCAGUCCAGGCAACGCCAUCAGCAACACGCUUGGCGAGGCAUGCAGAGAGCCCCGGGUCGGUGGCGCGAGGCCUAUCGGGCUUUUUCCUGACGAGUCGUCGUUCAAUCAAGUCCUCCGAUUCUCCAAUGACCCUGCCCCCCAGGGUCAUCGAAUUCUUUUCACGCAUGCAGACCUUAACCCGCGGAACAUCUUGGUGGAUCAGGUUACUCGGACGGACGGAAGCACCGGCUGGAGCGUGACGGGCAUUGUGGACUGGGAGAGCCCUGGGCACUAUCCCGAGUACUGGAAAUACACAAAGGCCAUGUUUGAGGGAUUCAGAUGGCCACGGCGGUAUAACAAUUUGAUUCGCGCGGUAUUCUGGGGUCUUGGCGACUAUUCUCGUGAGUUUGAAGUUGAGAGGCGCAGCUGGGAGUCAGGGGACGUCGUCUGA